Molecule: messenger RNA, 4129 nt
Organism: Drosophila montana
Lineage: Eukaryota; Metazoa; Arthropoda; Insecta; Diptera; Drosophilidae
Gene: l(3)76BDm
Product: trafficking protein particle complex subunit 8 homolog l(3)76BDm
Exons: 8
Coding region: 68-4015 (1315 amino acids)
Cellular component (GO): TRAPPIII protein complex
Source: RefSeq, a predicted model, not a curated record
CACCGCGAAUGAUAGGCCGAUUUGGGAGGUGUUUGUGUUUGUGUUAAUAUAAACCAAUAUAUUAAAUAUGAUACAUCUGACAGGCCAAAACUAUAAUGCGCGUGAUAUAAUAAGGAACAUAUUUUCGCCAUUGAUUGGCGUGCUGAGCAGCAACUUGGCCGAUGAGAUAUGCCAUCGCAACAACUUGUCCUUCGUGGAGCUGCUGCAGCCGUUUGCCAAGCUGCCCAAUGACGCGCACUUUCGGGAUGUAUCCGGAACGACUGUCUCUGUGCGUGGCCUGCGUCUCAAUUUUUGUGACGUGGACUGGCGCCCACCACAAACCGUGCUGGCGCGGAAAAUGCUGAACGAGUCGGUGACAAAUGCGCACAAUGAAAAAACAAGGGUCGCUACAAUUGCUGGCAUCGAUCUAGAGGUGCCCACAGCGGAGCCUUGGUUUGAGCAAUGGCGGGAAACCUUCUUGACUGUACAGUUUCCGGCGGAGCACGAGUUUACUCGUCAUUUGUUAAGCUGCCUGCUUGUAUUGUCCAGCGCCGAUACACAGAUUGUUGAUACAGCCCUUAAACUAACGCAGCGCGUGCAGCAAAUGCAAAACAUAACGCCACAGAAGCUGCCCAAAUGGUUCCAGCCCACAGAGGUGCUCAACAGCUACGUGGUGCUGCACGAAGCUAGCCAAGGGGAUCUUUCCAAGGCGCAGCAGGGCUUUGAGCUCUUGAAGUCUACAUUUGGUGACAAUAAGUGCUUCCUUGUUUCGAUUAACUCCAACGAGGGAAAUAGCGCCAGCGAUAUACAGGACUUAUGGACAAACUAUAUUAAACGACAGCCGAAAGCCGAUCAAAUAACAUCCAGUGAGCUCAGUGCGCCCAAAUCACCACAGGAAGCUGUCUCGGUGAUAAGCAUGCCGGCAAUGCAAAUGUCGCAGCUAAUGGAUAGUCAGGUUGCACAGGAAAACGAUCUCACCAUGCUGCAUCCGCUUAGUCCCAUGCAAGAGAGCGCCACCGAGGCGAUCAACUCCAAGUUCAGCAUCAGCAGCGAAAGCAUCGCCUCGCAGACAAUCAAUCCGAAUGUCUGGGCCAACGAGCUGGAUGCGGAUGCACCGCAUGGCGGCUGCCUGGCUGCACGCGAUGUUGAUAAUUUGCGUCACUUUGUGCAGGAUUAUGCGGUGCGUGCUUUAAUACCCUACGUUGAGCAUCUGGUGGUCACACUCAGCGAAGGAGUCACAAAUAAAAAGGGGGUCAGCAAAUCGCUGCUAAGUGCCACAAAACGUUGGUUCGUCACCAGCAAACCCGGGGCAGGUGCCAACAAUCAAAAUGCUGUCAUCUAUACGAAUGAAUCAGCGGAGCUGCAAACGCGUAAACUGGGCGAUCUAUACUUUAUGUUUGGACACUAUAAUCUGGCCUUUCAGUCGUAUCACCAGGCCAAGCGAGACUUUAAUGCGGACUCCGCCUGGCAGUACUAUGCGGGUGCUUUAGAAAUGGCUGCACUGUCAGCCUUUAUGCUGGGAACAGCGCAUCGCAAGACUUACGACUACAUGGAGGAUGCCAUCGUUUGCUAUUUGACUGUGUGCAAGCUUCAGCAAUUCGCCACACGUGCCACGCUGCUGAGCAUGGAAUGCUUAAAGACCGCGCGCCAGUACGGUGAGGUGGCCAAGCAGCUGAUACGCAUGACCAGCGAGGAGUCGGAUCUGCGUUCUGCGCUGUUGCUCGAGCAGGCAGCAUAUUGUUUUCUGGUUACACAGCCGCCCAUGCAUCGCAAAUAUGCAUUUCACAUUGUGCUCGCCGGUAAUCGGUAUUCUCGGGCGGGGCAACGAAAGCACGCCUAUCGCUGCUAUCGUCAGGCCUAUCAGGUAUUCCAGCAGCGUCAGUGGAGUCUAGCCGAGGAUCACAUACAAUACACAGUGGCCAAGCAGGCGUAUAUGCUGAAGCAGCUGGAGGAGGCGAGUCGCUCCUUUGCCCAUUUGUUGCGUCCAGGCAGCUUGCAGAGUGCCCAGCAGCAGAGUAGCUUUCUAAAGGAGUACAUACAAACGCAAAAUGAGUUACUCAAGCGCAGUCCGGAGCUUGGUUUGUUACCACACGCUUUGCCUCAAGUAGUUCAGUCCUCGGUACGCGUGCUGACACUUGUGCAGCCGCCCAGCGUACAGCCGCCACAAGUGCCAGCCAGCAAUAUAGAUAUAAACUCGAAUUUGACCGCUGACGAAUCAAUUUGGCACAAGAUUGAGGAAAUGCUGGUCAUCACAGCCGCAUCGAAUAAGCCAUUUGUAUUUAAACCUUCGCGUUAUUUGUACACCAAGCAACAGCCGGCCACAGAAUGUCCGCUGGCCGUGCAGGGAGAGCCCAUUGAGUUGGCCGUGACGUUGUCCAACAGCGUUCGCUGUCCCAUUUCCUUGUCAGAAAUUGAUGUGUUGUGGCGGCUCACGCUGGACAAUGAGGAGGUACUCUCUAAUCUCUGCUUAUACGAACAAUCGUCGGACAGUGCCAGCAAAGCGGCUGUAAGUGCGGCCAUCAAAACCAGCUGUCUGUCAGCCUUAGAGCUGGCGGAACAAGCAAAUCAACUCCUACAUUUCAAGCUAACACCCAAGCUUACCGGGCGAUUAUCCAUACUGGGCGUGGUCUGUCGCGUCGCAGCCAAGGCGGAACCAACAGCUAGCUUGUUGGGUCUUCUGCAGUUUGAGACACAACGCAUUAAACCUUCGACGGCUAAACAAUCCUCCCAGACCCUGCUGGACAACAGGCUGAGCAUUAAGCUAGUGCCGCAGGUGCCUUCCCUGAGCGUCAGCUUUAGUCCAGUGCCCAGCGAGUUGCUCGCUGGUGAAAUUGUGCCCGUUUCAAUAACACUGCGUAAUUUGGGCAUAUCACCAAUCGAGGAAAUCUAUUUGGGCUGCGAUAAUCCGCGUUGCCUGACCCUACUCGACCAACAGAAUACUGAAAUGCCACUAACUAUACUGAGCUCACUGCGAAACCUCUCGAAUGACAAGCUGGUCAAGGACAAGGAGAUACGACGUCAACGCGUUUUCCGAUUGCUGCAGCGCCCUGGACAGGCUGCACUGGAUGCACAACAGGGACACACAAUAUCCAUGUGGUUGCAGGCACCGCACACCGCUGGCGCCUUUACCCUACGUCUACUCUUUUACUAUGCGCUCCCAGCUGCUGCGAAUGCACACAUCAAAUAUCGUCUGGUUCGUCACAUUUGGCAAGUGCAGGUGCAGAGUUGCCUGCAGGCGGAAGCCACUUGUGUGGUCAGUAAUGCCGUGACCCGCGAACUGGGUCUAGAUGUUAGCCUAAAAAAUGUGCAUGCGGCACAGUCAACGGAAGUGUAUAUUAAUUCCUUGUCCUUGUACUCCAGGGAGUAUUCGUUGAAGCCACGAAAUUUAUAUAUUAUGAACAACAUGGAAUUGUGCGCUGGCCAAGCUGGUGCCCAUUGCCUCAAAUCAGUCAAAUGUUGCAGCUUUCAGUGUCGACUGCAGGGCAAAGAGAUGGAUGAACUACAAGAUAUGCCGACACUUAAAACCCUGUUGCAAACACGCUUGUCACGCUUAGAUAUUAUGCCGGCACAGCAUGCGCAGCAGUUGGAGCAGCAUGCGCCUCAGCUACAGGAACCGCACAGCUUUCUGGCCAACGAGGAAACCGUUUACUUCAACACAAACAUAAGUACGGAGGAGUUCAAUGCCAGCAUUGCUAGCUAUGAGCCGCAUGCCACCAUAGCGCUAAGCUGGAGUGCGCUAGUUCAACGAGACGAUGUGCAGCGAGUGGCCAGCGGUCUGCACUUUAUUAAGCUGUAUAAUCUCUACGAAACCGGCAGCUGUCCAGCCGUUGGUGAAGCUUUGCUUUGGCGUCGACAGUCCACAAGCGAGCCACAUAAUAAGCGGGAAUUCCAAUUGCCAGAAGAUGCUGGCAAUGAAGCUGCCAGCGAGCCAUUGGCCGAUGAUGACAUGGCUGACUUCUGGGAACCGAAUGAACACUAUGUGGCUCAGCGCUGUCUGCUUGAAGAUGAGACAUUUGUGCUAUCAGCCAGAGCCUAGGUAAGCUUAACAACGUUCCAAAUAUUGUGUCUUUUGCAUGUGAUUAUACAGAUCUACAUAGCUAAUAAAUUGAUUGUUAAUCUACAUGUUAUAAUACAUAUAAGAUACCUGCAA